Molecule: messenger RNA, 219 nt
Organism: Haemonchus placei
Lineage: Eukaryota; Metazoa; Nematoda; Chromadorea; Rhabditida; Trichostrongylidae
Source: the annotation of a GenBank genome assembly
AUGAACGUAAUGCACGAUAGCGGACGUGCUGGAAAACAAGGCAAAGCGAUAACAUUCCUCACACCGGAUGACAGUGCAGUAUUCUAUGACUUGAAGCAAUGUCUGUUGGAAUCACCUCUAUCAUCCUGUCCUGCCGAAUUGUCCAAUCAUCCCGAAGCUCAGCAAAAACCUGGAACAUUUACUACGAAAAAGCGUCAAGAUGAGACAUUGUUUAAAUGA